Nelumbo nucifera (sacred lotus) is the source of this 2433-nucleotide messenger RNA. RefSeq lists its product as uncharacterized. Gene Ontology annotation, cellular component: nucleus. Gene Ontology annotation, molecular function: DNA-binding transcription factor activity; sequence-specific DNA binding. The record is from RefSeq and is a predicted model, not a curated record. Gene Ontology annotation, biological process: regulation of secondary shoot formation. Lineage: Eukaryota; Viridiplantae; Streptophyta; Magnoliopsida; Proteales; Nelumbonaceae.
CCAGUCAAAGACUCUAAAGGAGCAUUGCCCCCCAUGGUAGGCUCGAUCUUGUCAUUGUAUAUGUAUAUGCUCUUCGGAGCUGGGAGUGAAAUAAUUGUCCUCCUUGAGGGUUUCUAGAUAUGGACACGGGGAAGCUCCGCGAUAUGUCAUAGGCGUACUGUCUUGGAAUAAAUUUUUAGGCUUUACAAACCCUAAUCCACUAAUCCUGUCAUCACUUCCUCUGUCCACUGUAGUACAACUUCUCUUUUUCUUUCUCUCUCUUCCACCAAAUACAUGGAACCAUGCAACUCAACUUGCUCUACCAUCCGCCCACUUAUUUGUUGAAUUAAUACGGGCUCGAAAAGUUGCAACUGUUGCUGUCAAUCUUUCACCUGCUCCCACGUGAAGUGGCACAAUACGAAGUGUUCUACAUCCACUCACUUCCCACAACAUGGUCUCUCUCUCUCUCUCUUUCUCAGGGUCCAAUGAGCACAAUAACUAGCUCUAAAGAAAAAAAAAGAAGUAUGACGAUAAAGAUGGCCGCUUGUCUGCAAUAAAUACCAGCUUCCGAUUUACCAUUCCUCACUCAUCAUCUCAACCCUCUACAACCCAUCCUCUGUCUAUUUGGGAGCCUCUUUCUGAAGCUCCAGUCCACACUCUCAGACAACUUAAAAGCAUGGGGAACUCUUUCAAGAGAGGGUAUAAAGUCUAUGUAUAAGGUGCAUGAGAUGCCACGUCCUUGUAGACAGUAGUGGGUGUUCUAGAAUUCUAAGCUGAAAACUGGUAAAGCUUUAGAUACGAUUGUCCAGUGCAAUCAGGAGCCACAGAUGUUCCCCUCCUUCAACAGUGUCUGUGGCAGCGGCCUUUCACACACCGACUAUCCCAUGUUCAGCAGACCCUUAUUCACUGAUGUUGGCCUUAUCUCUAAACAGGAGCCACCCUCCUCUUUCUUCCAAUUUUCUCCCAUCUUUAUUGACCACAACAACGACCAUCACCCCCGCGAUGACGAUGGAGGGUUUGUCCAACGCCAUCACGAGCUGUUAGAGGGUCAAUUGCUACCACAGCAACAGCUAUUGGCCGCCAAUACCAGUUGCAGUAAGACAACCGCUCAUAGUGCGAUUGACAUGGCGACUUCGAGCAAGAAAGACACACCGACUGAUGAUGUUGCUGUGUCCAACACAAACAACUCUGUUGGUCCUAGUUCUACUGAGCGGCAGAUGCCACGAAGGAGAUCUGCUAAAAGAGAUCGUCAUAGUAAGAUCUUUACUGCUCAAGGUCCAAGAGACCGCAGAAUGAGAUUGUCCCUUGAAAUUGCCCGUAGGUUCUUCGAUCUCCAAGACAUGCUCGGGUUCGACAAAGCAAGUAAAACUGUUGAAUGGCUGCUCACAAAGUCGAAGGCUGCCAUCAAGGAGCUUGCUUAUAAAGGCCUCCCACAAAUGAAGCCCAGCUGCAGCGGUGGUGCCAAGAGUGUCUCUUCUACAUCUGAAUGCGAAGCUGUGUCUGGAAUCGACGAGGCUGCCAACACUGAAGACCGGCAGGGGAUCAUCCCCAGGGGGAAAUCCUCAGUGAAGGAGAAAAAGAUCAGACAGUUGCGUAAAGUUGCAUCUCAUCUCGUUGCCAGAGAGUCCCGGGCGAAGGCAAGAGAAAGGGCAAGGAAAAGAACAAGAGAAAAGUUGUGGAGUAGAAGUCUUGAGGAACAAAAACAAUGUCCUACCGAAGCGCCCCCCUAUAACUUGAACCAUUUACGGUCUUCUAGCCCCAUAGAAGUUGAGGAUGAAUCGAGGGGUUCCCACAGCCAUGAAAUGAGGUCCAUGGAUAUGAUUGCUGAGGUUGAAGGACCAACCGCUCACUCAAUAGAGCAUCAGGGGACUAGCAGCAACGACGUUGUUGUGGAAUCCUUCAUGAUUACAACCAACAAAUCAAGCACAUGUCUGAUCUUCAACCAGCACGAAAGUUCAAUUAUUUCCAACAACCAUAACCAAUUCCCUAAUUUUUGCGAAAACUGGGACAUCGACAGCACUGCAACCACAUUCUGGCCAUGGUGAUGUAAGCAAAACCUGCAUUUAUCGACAGGUAAUGUACAAGAACGAAUGCCUAGCUCCAGUGUCCUAUCUACCCCAUAUAGCCAUUUGCCGUCUCAGUUUGCAGAUUUUCACUUCUACAGAAAGCCAUGGGAAGACUACCACAGUUAAGCGUCUGAGUUAAGAGCAUUGUUCAUUUUACUAUUUCCUUUGUUUUAGUAUAUCUCUAUGAGAAAAAGCUAUGCUUUUAUUUCUGUGUCUCCCUUUCCUAUUACUUUUCUUCUGUGUAGUUAACAAGUGUAUCUUUGCUUGUUCAAAUUGGCUUUCUAAAAUUUCAAGUGCUUCCCUUAGGGAAUAUCAUUGAAGAAGAAAUUAUUGUGUAUGGAAUUUUGGUCAGCGAAGAUCGAAGAACUGAUCAUAGUUUUCAAUCUAA